Molecule: messenger RNA, 1772 nt
Organism: Camelina sativa (false flax)
Lineage: Eukaryota; Viridiplantae; Streptophyta; Magnoliopsida; Brassicales; Brassicaceae
Source: RefSeq, a predicted model, not a curated record
UUCAAUCAAUCAAUAAAAAUUCAGUUUACCCAUUCCUUAUAAUUUCAAUCGCUCCCAUUUAAUCGCAAAGUUAUUAUUAUUAUUUUUUUUUUUUUCUGGUUGGCUUAUUUAUUUUUGCCCCAUUUUUUAAAAAUAAAUGCACUGCAACUUGUCUUGAAAUCUGGGGUUAAAAAAGAAAAAGAAACUUCGCUAUUGGGUUUUCUGGAAAUCUCAGAAACGAUUUUUUUGGGUUUUCUAUACUUCGCUUCCUUACAUUAGCUUUGGUGUUUUUUUUUUUGUUGGGUGUGAGGACAUUUUUCCAUGGUGAUUGCUGCAGCUGUCAUCGUGCCUUUGGGCCUUCUCUUCUUCAUAUCUGGUCUCGUUGUCAAUCUUAUUCAGGCACUUUGCUAUGUCCUCAUUCGGCCGCUGUCUAAGAACACUUACAGGAAAAUCAACCGGGUGGUUGCUGAAACCUUGUGGUUGGAGCUUGUUUGGAUAGUUGACUGGUGGGCUGGAGUAAAGAUCCAAGUGUUUGCUGAUAAUGAGACCUUCAAUCGAAUGGGCAAAGAACACGCUCUUGUCGUUUGUAAUCACCGUAGUGAUAUUGAUUGGCUUGUUGGAUGGGUUCUGGCUCAGCGGUCAGGUUCCCUGGGAAGCGCUUUGGCUGUAAUGAAGAAGUCUUCCAAAUUCCUUCCAGUCAUAGGCUGGUCAAUGUGGUUCUCAGAGUAUCUGUUUCUGGAAAGAAAUUGGUCCAAGGAUGAAAGCACCCUAAAGUCAGGUCUUCAGCGCUUGAGUGACUUUCCUCGACCUUUCUGGCUAGCCCUUUUUGUGGAGGGAACUCGCUUUACAGAGGCUAAACUCAAAGCAGCACAAGAGUAUGCAGCCUCCUCUGACUUGCCUAUCCCUCGAAAUGUGUUGAUUCCUCGCACCAAAGGUUUUGUGUCAGCUGUUAGUAAUAUGCGUUCAUUUGUCCCAGCCAUUUAUGAUAUGACAGUGACUAUUCCAAAAACUUCUCCACCGCCCACGAUGCUAAGACUAUUCAAAGGACAACCUUCUGUGGUACAUGUUCACAUCAAGUGUCACUCCAUGAAAGACUUGCCUGAAUCAGAUGACGCAAUUGCACAGUGGUGCAGAGAUCAGUUUGUGGCUAAGGAUGCUCUGUUAGACAAACACAUAGCUGCAGACACUUUCCCUGGUCAACAAGAACAGAACAUUGGCCGUCCCAUAAAGUCUCUUGCGGUGGUUCUAUCAUGGGCAUGCGUACUAACUCUUGGAGCAAUAAAGUUCCUACACUGGGCACAACUAUUUUCGUCAUGGAAAGGUAUCGCGCUAUCGGCGCUUGCUCUGGGUAUCAUCACUCUCUGUAUGCAGAUCCUGAUACGCUCGUCUCAGUCAGAGCGUUCGACCCCAGCCAAAGUGGUUCCAGCAAAGCCAAAGGACCAUCACAACUCAGAAUCAUCCUCCCAAACAGAAGUGGAGAAGCAGAAGUAAAAAAGUGGAUAUCAAAGAUCAAACAACAAACACAAGAAGAAAAGCGUGUCAGUUUUGUUAUAAGAAACAAAAAAAAAAAAAAACUCCCCAAGUGAAAAUCCCUUAAUUAUAUUGUCAACUCCGUUUUGUUCAUCUACUAUUUACUACUACGACUCUCAGCCUUAUGUCUAUUAGUCGAUUGAUGUAUAGGGUCAUGAUCAAAUCAACGAUUUUAUCCCUAUAGACCUUGGGGAUAUUUUUCUCAAGCGCAUAGGCCUUGUAUAACUUUCUAUUACUAGAUUGGAAUUUGGGAUUUGAAGAUA